ACCCCACACCAGCUCUUGCACCCUGCCUGAGCUGAGCUGAGCCCGGCUGCGAGAAAGAUGUUCGAUAACACGCAGUAUCCUUACAACUGUUUCAACUACGACGGUGAUGAUUACCCCGCCUGCAGCUCCGACGAGGAGAAGAAACUCAGCCGCCCAGCUUACAGCUACAUUGCCUUGAUUGCAAUGGCCAUCCAGCAAAGCCCUGCCAAUAAAGUGACGCUGUCUGGCAUUUAUGACUUUAUAAUGAAGAAAUUCCCUUACUACAGAUCAAACCAAAGAGCCUGGCAAAACUCCAUUAGGCAUAACCUAUCCCUUAACAGUUGUUUUGUAAAGGUCCCCAGGAUGGAAGGGAAUGAGAAGGGGAAGGGAAACUAUUGGACUUUCGCUUCAGGAUGUGAGUCCAUGCUGGAUCUUUUUGAAAAUGGGAACUAUCGGAGAAGGCGUAGAAGGAGAAAUAUGAAAAGGGAACCUAAAGACCAGAAGUCAGGUGGGACUCUGGGGCCCUCCACCCUUGAUCUGCCCACUAUGGAUUCAUGUUCGGAGGGCACCCACCUGAAUGAGGGCACAACUAAGAAACACGAAUUCAGAGCCCCUCACCUAGAUCCUUCUCCAUUCUUUCCAAAUGGCCUCUCCAAUCAACAGAACCUAAGCAAUGCUUCUCUUGGAAAAUCUGACUCAGAAAUUAAAUUUAGCAUUGAUUACAUCCUCUCAUCACCCGAUCCUUUGCCUGCCCUAAGAUCGCCCUUCAGUACCCAAGAUAAUAAAGUUCAUCUACUGGAGCCUCAACAAAUUAACCUCCAGUUUUGGACAAUGUGAGACACUCAGGCAACGAAGUAUAUUCUGAGACUUCUCUAUAACCCCCAGCUGCCAGUUAGUAAGAUUGUUGUGCCUCUUUCCUGUGUCACCUGCUGGAAGGGUGCAAUCAAGCCAACCUUUCACACAAAAGCUGAGCUGUUCCAUCAAAACCAGGAGCUUGAUUUCAUUGAUUUGUGCUUAAUGUUUAAAUCCAUUUGUUGGGGGGUGGGGGGAGACUUUUGAUCUCAUGAAUGAUGCAAAUGUGAAACUGGCUUUAUUCCUUAAAAGAUACUCACCUGUGAAAGAACCUAUAACAUGGAACAAUUCAACUCAGUUCAAUUUAACAAAAAUGUGUCAGGCACUGUUAGGUACCAGAGUUAGAAAGGCAUGGCUGUGCUAGACAGGUUGGCCUACUGACAUUGUUUUCCUUUAAAAAAAACCAAUUGGGACAAUAUUUGAUUAUUCUAAUUCUUAGCACUAUUGCUCCUAACUCCAUUCCCUAACAAAAUCUCCUGAUAGCUGUUUAGGUAACUGGAUGAGAGAGUUAUGUAAACUCUAAACAGUAAUGUGUAAUUUCAUUUUACCCCAUCAAAGUUACAUCCUAAUAUUAUUUACUUUGGUCAGUGUUGGUGGAUGAUGUGAUAAGACCUAAUAGAUAUGCCCUAACCCAUCUGCCAGAGAAUGUCUUCUUGUGUUAUUGUGGCAGCUUAAGAAAUCUCUCCAAUUUGUUCUAUACAAGGUGAAAGGAGAUUAAAGUGGGCUUAGAAUUUUAGGCAUUGACAAAACAAUGGAAUGGAGUUAUUUCUACACCCUAGCUUGAAGUGGUCAAUUCAUAUGAAGUCAUUGAUCCCACCUGUUAUCAGCCACCAAAGUGGUACAGAAUAAAGGUCCUUUCCAUUUUGGUGAAGUGGAUAAUCAGAGACUGGCAUAAUUAUAGACAUCAAUAUUAGGAUGGUAUGCACCAUUUGAAAUGUAAAUUAUUUCAUUACUGUGGGAGAUGAGCAUUUAGAAAAAUACAAUCAUAUACAUGAAACUAUUUGAUCACUCAGCAUUUUUUUUUAUCAAACACAUCUUUACAGAAUUAUUUGCUGUCCAUAACUUAAUUUGGAGGGUAUCAUGGAUUACACUAGACAUGAUUUGCAAGGUCCAACUCUAGGCUAGUCUCUCAAAUAGCAACACAUAUAGAGAGCCUAAAUUUCUUGAGACACAAUUUCAAAAGCAAAUUCAGGCUUCAGGAAAAGGCACUCAAAGUUAAUGAAGGUAGGCAACUUGACAUGGACAAACCAAAACCAACUAAAAGAUAGUCUUAGAGAUAGCUUGAAUUUUGAGAUGGGAGGUCUGACAUUUCAUUAAGUUAUUCAUGCUGUAUAUAGACACUUGACAUACUCUUAAUAUUUUCAGAUGAAGAAAGAUCACCACUGGCAUUUAUAAAAUAUUGUGAAAAUG
Messenger RNA from Phascolarctos cinereus (koala), 2241 nucleotides. RefSeq names its product forkhead box L3 (gene FOXL3). The record is from RefSeq and is a predicted model, not a curated record. NCBI's taxonomy places the organism in Eukaryota, Metazoa, Chordata, Mammalia, Diprotodontia, Phascolarctidae. Gene Ontology annotation, molecular function: RNA polymerase II cis-regulatory region sequence-specific DNA binding; DNA-binding transcription factor activity, RNA polymerase II-specific. Gene Ontology annotation, biological process: cell differentiation; regulation of transcription by RNA polymerase II; anatomical structure morphogenesis.